Messenger RNA from Mangifera indica (mango), 2377 nucleotides. RefSeq lists its product as uncharacterized. The coding region runs from base 1099 to 2001 and encodes 300 amino acids. NCBI's taxonomy places the organism in Eukaryota, Viridiplantae, Streptophyta, Magnoliopsida, Sapindales, Anacardiaceae. The transcript has a single exon. The record is from RefSeq and is a predicted model, not a curated record.
UCUUAAAAUAUCAUCGAAGACAUUUAAGCCAUGCUCUUCCUCUCACUGACCCUCGGGGCUAAUUGGUCCAUCUUCAAAAGGUCAUGGGCCCUGAGAUUUUUACUGUUCAUUCUUCCCAUCUGCGACCACGUGAUAUUUUGUAUCAAAGGGUGUGACAAGUACAUCAGCUCUAAUUAUAAUACUCACACUAUUUUUUUAUUUAUUAAUUUAUUUUUUUUAUAAUUUGGGUUUUUUUAUUGAGAAUUUAUUCAGAGUGAUAAAAGGGAUUAAAAAAAAGGGAAACAAAUCAAAGCUUUAAUCAUAACUGUGUUGGGAGAAGCAGUUGGUGGGUCUUAAGAUUAAAUAUUUAUAUUGUGGGGACCAAAAAAUAUAAAAAUAAACUCAUUUCUAUUUUCACAAAGAUUUCUUUACAGAUUUUCUGCCCUCCCUCCUUCCUUUUUUAAUUUUUAACCAAUAAUACUUUGAUUGAAUCUAAUACCUUGAAGAUAUGAAAAAAUAAAAUAAAAUAAAACCCAUCAAAAUUUAGAAAGUCUUGAUGAGUUUUCCCUUUGAAUUUCUUGUAUAUUAUAGUAUAUAUUAUUCUGAUCACAAAAGCCAAAGGAAGAGAAUUAAAAGGCAGCCAUUAUCAUGUCACAAUUAGUGCCAGUAUUCAGAACGCCUCUAACUUUUUUUUAUUAUGCCUUUUAUUUAAUUUUUCUCUUUAUAUUUAAAUAUGGUAUGUGAACUGGCAUUAGCAGAUUAAAGAAAGAAAGCUUGGAGGUUUCUCCUUCAAUCUUCCAUUCCUUCCUUUCCUGUGAGAUGCAGAUUUUAAGGUGAGAGAGAAUCAUAUUAAAUACAGAUGGCCUUGUCAGUGAACUUUCGUUGUAAUUUCUCCAUAUUUUUUUGUGUGUUGUAGUAUUUCUCUCAGGAAUACUCACCUUGUCCUGCCUUUAACCUCUUCAUAUAAUAUCCUCUUAUUGCAAGUCAAGACUAUAAUGAUUUAAUUAAUUUUCCUUACUCAACUCAAGAUCUCUGUUUCUUUCUCUCUUCAUUCGUAUAACCCAGUUGUAGUUUUUUCAAAUUUUCUCAGAAAUUGUUUGAAGUUUUGUUUUUUAUGCAAUGAGAGACUUGGUUUCUUGUUUUAGUGAAAGUGCAGUACAUGUCUCCCAUUCUUCUUGUUCUAGCUACUCCAGCAACGCUUGUUUUUCCCCCAGUCUUGUUCCUUCUGUUCAAGAUGCAGUCACUUGUCUUUACAGAAUCAUUCUGUCAACAACAAGCCAACUCUUCAUUACUGUAACUUGGUGUAAAAGCCCCAUUGCAGGUCAAGGUUUGAGCAUAAAGUUUGGAGAUGAGACUUCUGCAUCUUUCAAACUCAACACCAAUUCACGCUUCUUCAGGAAGAAGAAAGGCAACAAAGUGAUUGAAUACACCACUUCAAAGAUCGAAGUUUUCUGGGACCUGUCAGCUGCUAAAUAUGAAACUGGACCGGAACCUGUUGAAGGGUUUUAUAUUGUGGUGAUGGUUGACUCAGAAAUAGGCCUUAUUUUAGGCAAUUCGGGAGAAGAAAUUGUCACCAAGAAGUUGAAGAAUAGCUCUCCAGUUGCUAAAGUCUCUCUCAUUACAAGACAAGAACAUUGUUCAGGCAAUACCCUUUAUACAACCAAAGCUAAAUUUUGUGACAGUGGCACUUCACAUGAUAUAGUGAUAAGAUGUAGUGGAGAAAAUGAAGGGUUGAAGCAUCCAGUUUUAUCUGUUUGUAUAGAUAAAAAGAUGGUGAUUCGUGUAAAGAGGCUGCAAUGGAAUUUUAGAGGAAAUCAAACAAUUUUUAUUGAUGGAUUACUUGUUGAUCUGAUGUGGGAUGUCCAUGAUUGGUUCUUCAAUCCUGCGUCCGGUUAUGCUGUGUUCAUGUUCAGAACAAGAAGUGGAUUUGAUAGCCGGCUUUGGUUGGAAGAGAAAUUGCUGGAGAAAGAACAAGACAGAAUUGAGUUCUCUUUGUUGAUCUAUGCCUGUAAGAGCCCUUAAAAAAACUGACUUGUUCUUGAUGUUUUCUUUUUAUUUUUUUAGAGUAUACUUUUUUUUUUUGGUUGAAAGGUCUAGAUACUUGAUUCUUUGAUGAAUAGAAAUAACUUGGAGUGGAAAAUUUUAGUUGUUAAGAUGCUGCAGAAAUGUGAAUUUAAGAUUUAAAACAUUCAGUUGGCUAUGAAGAUUUUCAGAAAGGACACUGGCAGAUGUUUCAACAGGGAAAAAAGGUUGAGCAUCUCCUGACAAUAAUCAGUAUUUUGACCGUAUAAACUAUGAUUUCUUUUAAUGUGUUCUACAAGAUUACUCAAUUUUGUUUUCUUAAAUGCUGAGGUUGGAUGAUUGAUAUGAUCUUGUAUAAAAAGAUAUCUCUUCUUUC